Molecule: messenger RNA, 6080 nt
Organism: Globicephala melas (long-finned pilot whale)
Lineage: Eukaryota; Metazoa; Chordata; Mammalia; Artiodactyla; Delphinidae
Gene: GLIS2
Product: GLIS family zinc finger 2
Biological process (GO): regulation of transcription by RNA polymerase II
Cellular component (GO): nucleus
Molecular function (GO): RNA polymerase II cis-regulatory region sequence-specific DNA binding; DNA-binding transcription factor activity, RNA polymerase II-specific
Source: RefSeq, a predicted model, not a curated record
CUGGCUGGGCUCUGGCUUUCAUCAGAAUGAACCCCUGUUCCCAGGGCAGGACCCAGUGGCAGAAAGUGGGGGGGGGUCUCUGGGGACUGGGUCUGCUGAUUAAGGGGGGUGCUGUAGGCCCAGCCUCACCCUGGGAGACAAGCUCCUUUUGGGGUCCUCCCUAGUUCUGGGCUGAGGCAGUGUCUCCUACAAGUCUUCAAAACAAGGUGACCCAUGGCUCCUCCCUGGUUCCCCUCUGGCCUUAGGAGAGGGCAUAGGGCAGGUGCCAAAGGAUGUUACUUUGGCAGUGUUGCCAAUGAGAGUGUCAGUCUGAAUUCCCAGUUCCCAAUCCAUCCUGCCCUCGUGGUCCCCUUCUCCAGAAGGUCGGGUAGGGGGUUGGGGGACAGAGGCUGUGGGGAGGCCUGUGGCUCUAGGCCAGCUGAAGGACCAGGCCACCAGCCCUUCCUGGCUCCUGAAUUCUUAAUCAGCAUAAAUAUUUACUUCCUUCCUCCCCUUCCAGGCUCCCAGCACAGAGGAGCUUCAGGGAGGUUGGACUGGGCCUGUGUCUAAAAAUAAACAGGUGGAGGGACAGGCAGACACACAGACAGACAGACAUAACUGGGGGGGUGGGUCAGGCAGAGGGCAGCUCCCUGCCCAGCCAGAGGAAGAGUGGAGGGGGCCCAGGUCCAUCCAUCACUGUCACCUGCCCACCUGGGUCUGGAGCUCCUAAGGGGACAGCGUGGCAGUCUGGUCCCAGCUCUCUGGCAUCACUGGAAGCCCCUGGCCCAUGCAUGGCCUGCGGGUUAAUCCAAACAGAUCUGCCAGCUCCCACCUGAUGGAGUUUAACAGGGAAAAGUAAAGUCACAGACCUCGGUCCCACAGCCAAGUGUGGCCACCCAUUCUCUGAUAAUGCUGCCCCCUCCCCAGGCUCAGAGACUCCAAUGUUAGCCAUGUGCUGGGGUCUUGGGAUGUGUCCCCAGAAGCAGAGGGUCCUAAGUGAGGGAGGGGACCACUGUUACCUGUGUGUGGAGGGUCUUGGCAGAAGUGGAGCUUGCUGGGGAGACGGAUGAGCCCGGGCUUGGAGCUGGGGCAAGCUCCAAGUUGCUGAGGGGCUUGGUCUGGAGAAGAUGAGUGAGGAUGUGGGGUCCCCGUCCUGCUCCGUGGAGAGAGCUCCAGGCAGCUCUGCAAACAUACACACUGGUGAAAUACACGAAGUCUUUUACCAUGUGGUGGUCUCGGGGAUGUUCCCUAUUAAAUUGUGAAGAGCUAGAUUCUGUGAACGACAGAGAGUAUCUUGUUUGGCAGAUAGAUUUUCAGGGUGUAAUCAUCUCAAUUAACAAACACAAGGAAACACCAUUUCCCAGCAUGUGAAAAGAUUGCUGCUGUAAAAAAUGAUUUGGAAUAAAGGACCCUUGCUCUUGGGUCACUUAUAUGUGAAGAAAAUUACACCAUUGAGAAAUUCAAAGUGGUGAAAAUUCACCACUCAAAAUAAAAGAAUAUCAUCAUCAUUAAAAAAAAAUUAUGUAUGUAUGUGUUUUACUAACCACUAGACAGCCCAUCACUUCCCCCUACCCUGCCCCUGGAUGGCCUGGCUGGGCCACAGUCCCCAGCUGCCCCCUGGUGGUGGCCCAGAGCCCUCGGGCUCCCCACGCCUGUGGGACCCUCUCCUUGGACUGCCCCUGGGAGGCAAGGCCACCUGUCUGUCUGCCCAACCCUUGGGGCCGGGCCAGGCUUCGCACAGCUUGCCUGGGACAAGCUGUCAGCCUCAUUCCCUUGGAGGUGACCACAGCUGCUUAGGUGCUAGCGGUCAGUAACUAGCACCUCUGAGGGCCACCUGGGAGGACACUCAUUGCCCUCCUGGCCUGGUUCUGGGUCUUCCAGCUCACACCAGGCAUAUGUCCCAGGCGUGACUUCCCACUCAGUCAGAAAUGACCUUUGGGACUUGCCUGGCCAGUUCCAGGGAGGAGAUGUGGCCUUGAAUCUGAUGGUUCUGCCACUUCCUAGCUCUGCAACCUGAGACAGUGUCGCUAAAACUCCAUUCAUGGCAGAAUGGACCCUGUGAGCUGCUUCCCAGAAAAGUCUCGUGGGAAGUGGAGGAGUUAGCUGUGGGUUGGUGGUUGGCUCACCAUGAUACCUGCUGUCCAGAGCCACUCAGAAGGUCUCCCUACCCAGGGAGGCAGCCUCCACACUGCCCAACACCCACUGCCUCUCCGCUCCUGUGGGCUUUAAUGGGCUCAGCCCGAGGAGGAGUCUGGGGUCACAGUGUCACAACACAGCUCCUGUCCUCUCCCAGGUUCCUGCCUGAAUACCAGCUUGGGAGCCCCUCGCUGCCUGCUGCCGCCCCCACCCCCAGCCCCCAUCACCAUGCACUCCUUGGACGAGCCGCUCGACCUGAAGCUGAGCAUCACAAAGCUCCGGGCGGCGAGAGAGAAGCGGGAGAGGACACUGAGUGCAGUCCGGCACCGAGCUCUGCACAGGGAGCUCGGCCUGGUGGAUGACAGCCCCACCCCGGGCUCCCCGGGCUCCCCGCCCUCAGGCUUCCUGCUGAACCCCAAGUUCCCCGAGAAGGUAGAGGGACGCUUUUCGGCAGCCCCCCUGGUGGACCUCAGCUUGUCGCCGCCGUCCGGGCUGGACUCGCCCAAUGGCAGCAGCUCGCUGUCCCCUGAGCGCCAGGGCAAUGGGGACCUGCCUGCAGUGCCCACUGGCCCGGACCUCCAGCCACUGCGCUACCUGGACAGCGUCCCCAGCUCCUUCCAGUUCUUCCUGCCCCUAGGCUCCGGGGGGGCCCUGCACCUGCCUGCUUCCUCAUUCCUCACCCCCCCCAAGGACAAGUGCCUCUCGCCAGAGCUGCCCCUGCCCAAGCAGCUGGUGUGUCGCUGGGCCAAGUGUAACCAGCCCUUUGAGCUCCUACAAGACCUGGUGGACCACGUCAAUGACUACCACGUCAAGCCCGAAAAGGACGCAGGCUACUGCUGCCACUGGGAGGGCUGUGCCCGCCAUGGGCGCGGCUUCAACGCCAGAUACAAAAUGCUCAUCCACAUCCGCACACACACCAACGAGAAGCCGCACCGCUGCCCCACCUGCAGCAAGAGCUUCUCCCGCCUGGAGAACCUGAAGAUCCACAACCGGUCACACACAGGCGAGAAGCCCUACGUGUGCCCCUACGAGGGCUGCAACAAGCGCUACUCCAACUCCAGUGACCGCUUCAAGCACACGCGUACCCACUACGUGGACAAGCCCUACUACUGCAAGAUGCCCGGCUGCCACAAGCGCUACACGGACCCCAGCUCGCUGCGCAAACAUAUCAAGGCCCACGGACACUUCGUGUCGCACGAGCAGCAAGAGCUGCUGCAACUUCGCCCACCCCCCAAACCACCGCUGCCCACCCCUGACGGCAGCCCCUAUGUCAGCGGGGCCCAGAUCAUCAUCCCCAACCCGGCUGCCCUCUUCGGAGGCCCCGGCCUGCCCGGCCUGCCUCUGCCCCUGGCUCCCGGCCCCCUUGACCUCAGUGCCCUAGCCUGUGGCAAUGGCGGGAGCAGUGGGGGUACAGGGGGCAUGGGCCCUGGGCUGCCCGGCCCCGUCCUGCCCCUCAAUCUGGCCAAGAACCCGCUGCUGCCCUCGCCCUUUGGGGCUGGCGGACUGGGCCUGCCCGUGGUCUCCCUCCUCGCUGGCUCCGCUGGCGGCAAGGCCGAGGGGGAGAAGGGGCGUGGGGCAGUGCCGGCCAGGGCCCUGGGCACAGAAGGCCGCAAGACCCCCCUGGAGAGGACUGAGAGCGGCCGCUCCCGGCCAAGUCCCGAUGGCCUCCCCCUGCUGCCGGGCACCGUGCUGGACCUGUCCACAGGCGUCAACUCAGCGGCCAGCAGCCCAGAGGCACUCACUCCUGGCUGGGUGGUCAUCCCGCCGGGCUCCGUGCUGCUCAAACCGGCCGUGGUGAACUGAACCCACUUAGUGGACGCCGACCACCUGUAGCCCAGCCGGCGGCUCCCAGCCCUGCCCCCCGACGAACGGAAGCUCUUCUGCGAAAUAGCAAUAAUGUUCUCCUGCCCCAUGGCCCAGUUGGCUGUGUCCCCUGGGCAGACCUAGCCCCAGAUAAGCUGGGCAGCAAGGAUGGUGCUAGAAGGGCAUUGCUGGCACCCCAGGCUCCCGAGGGAGGAACUGGGUCUGCCAGCUAGGGAGAGCUGUGCUCCUGGGUGCUGAGGCCUGGCUCACCUCUGCCCCACCCCACCCCACCCCCCACCUAGCCCUCAGUCCCCCUGUCCCCCAACUCUAGUGCCACCCUCAUCCAGUGGCCAGCCGGGCAGGUCACCCUCCCUCCCUUGCCCACCUGCCAGCCCUGUCCCAGCAGUGGGGUGGUGGGGUGGCAUCUGCCCUCCUGACUAGCACCAGGCUCCCUCCCCAUCCCCUUUAAUGGUGAGCUGUGAGGACCCCCUGGGAUUGAGGUCCCACCCCAUCCUGCCUAGCCUCACUGGCCCCCUGCUCUGGGGGCUCCUGACCCCUUUCCCUCUGGUCUACCCUCCAGAGGGAGAGCAAGACAGACGCAGGCCCUGGCAAAGCCACAGGAAGAAGCCACCUUACCUUAUGACAAGGCGCCUCCCAGCUUGGAGAGGGAGGCCCGCUCUGCCAGCUGCCCCUCAUUGCCCGCCAUCUGCAGCAGCCAGCUCGCUGCCCGAGGGUCAGUCCCUCCUGUGGACUGGCUGACACUCCAGGUUGAGGGGGCUGGCUGACUACUCAUCUGCCCCUUCACCACUGGGCCUCCCUCUACUUUCAGGGAGCCCUGAGUGGGGAGAGGUGCCAGGACCUGGGACCGGCCCAGCUCAGGGAAUAGGUGGGGCUGGGCCUGGCCUGGCCUGGGGUGGUGCCACCCUGCACAAGGGGCUGUGGAGGCCUGCAAGGUGUUGUUAGGAGGGGAGGCUGGCUAGGCACAACCCCGGGCUGGGAUACGGCUUCUGUCCUGGGGGCACCAAGUCACGGCCAGCACAGGCAAGGGAGGGCUCCAGGCUGGUGCUGGGCAUGGGAGCUUCCAGAGGCCAUGGACAGAAGGACCUGGGCUUGAGGAGGGGAAGAGGGGCUGCGAAGCAGCCAAGGAUGCCCUUGGGAGGGCCCCACCCCUCUGCCUGGGAAGGGGAAACCAGACAAAAGAACCUGGACUUGGCGACCUGGCUGCUUCCUUUGGCUUUUCUGAGCUGAGCUCCUGCCCUAGGUGUCCCUGCUCUGCUCCCCCACGGAGGGGGCCAGAAUAAGCUAAGGAUGCUGGGGCUCCGUGUGCCCCAGAGCCCACACUGCUGCCCAAACCCAGGGAGCUGGGCUCUCCCACAGGCCUGGCAGUGCAGCACAUGUCUCAUUCCCCGCCCUGAGCCCUCACGUUCCCUCCCCGUAGGGGGCCUGGUUCGGUCUGGGAGGUGCUGGCCCAGCAGUCAGGAGCUCUGUCUGGCUCCUAGGCCUGCCCUGCCCUUGGCCACAGUGACCAAGCCCUCCGUGUCGCCGGCUGCAGAACAAGGGAGCUAUGGGACUGCAGGGGGGUCCUUAGCAGCCCUGCAGCUUCCCUCCUCUGAGCAGCUCUGCUGACCCUGCCCUUUCCUGGACUGCCCUUCUGUCCCAGAGGGGUCACCCUGACCCAGCCCACUGACAGGGCCCGGCAGCACUGGCUUUGCCCCUUGAAGGGGCUGUGAGCAAAGCAGGAGGGAGCUGGUCUCCUUCCCUCACGCCCCACCCAGGACCCAGGCACCCCCACCCCCACUAAGGGCCCCAGGCCUUAAGUCCCCAUUGGGGUGAGGGGUUUGAGACUCAAGCCCCGGGAGCAGAGGAACAGGGCACUGGAAGGUGACAUUAGCUCAGCAUGUGACUCGGUGAUAGACCAGGCCCGAAGGUGCCGGUGUACGUGUCGUUAUUGUCAGUUUGUUGUUGCACAUUCCAGGAUAUCAGUAUUCUAACAGGUUCUAAGUGCCUUUCUAUCGUAGCUUAUGUUUUUCCUCCUCUUGGCUCCAUUGCUGUUAGCAUAGAGUUUUAAAAAAAGAAAAGAGAUAAGCUAAUGACUAUAACAAUAUAUUCCUCCAUGUGAGAGGAAGUUUAUAAAGAAACAAUAAAAGCGAGUUACAAACACA